Messenger RNA from Perca flavescens (yellow perch), 4150 nucleotides. Its product is annotated as muscle M-line assembly protein unc-89. Lineage: Eukaryota; Metazoa; Chordata; Actinopteri; Perciformes; Percidae. The transcript has 31 exons. The record is from RefSeq and is a predicted model, not a curated record. The coding region runs from base 91 to 2613 and encodes 840 amino acids.
GUCAAGAAACCUCUCAAAGAACAGAAGGUAGUCAAGAAAUAUCUCAAAGAAGAGAAAGAAGAAAAAGAAGAGAAGUCAAUCAAAGAGGAGAUGAAAGCACCCAAAGAAGGGGUAGAUUUGAUACCAUCUAAGGAAGAGAAAAAACUGAAAAAGCCUCAAGAGGAGAAAGCAGAAAAAGAGAUGAGGCCUAACGAACUGAAGGAAAAGACAUCUUUUAUGGAAAGGAAAGAAGUGACGAAACCCUCUAAGGACACGAAGGAAGAAAGGGAGCCACAAAAGGAAGAGAAAGAACUUAAGAAACCUACAAAAGAAAAGGAGGAAAAAGAGGUUAAGAAACCAUCUGAAGAGAAGAAAGACGGAAAGCCUUCAAAGAAAGGGAUAGAAGACAAGAGGCCUUCAAUGGAAGAGAAAGAAGAGAAAAGGCCUUCCGUGAAGGAAAAAGAAGUUAGGAAGCCCUCUAAAGAAGAGACAGAAACUAAGAAGGCCCCUGUCCAGGAAAAGGAAGUCAAAAAGCCUAUAAAGAAGCCGUCUGUGGAGGAAAAACCUCACAAAAAAGAGAAGAGAGAAGAGAAAGAACCAACAAAGCCUAAAGAGGCCGAAGAAGUUAAAAAGCCUCACAAAGAAGAGAAAGCCAUAAUAAAGCAAACAAAAGAAGAACCAGAGAAGAUCUCCAAAGAGAAGAAACAACCAGCUAGGUCUUCCAAAGAGGUGGAAGAAAAGGAAAAGCAAGGAAGACCUUCCAAAGAAAGGGCCGUACCAAAGAAGCCCUCAAAAGAAAAACAAGAGCCAGAGAAACCUUCUAAAGAUGAAAAAGAACCGACACAACUGUCUAGAAAGGAAGAAAAAGAAGUUUUAGAGAAACCCUCCAAAGACAAGACAGUGGUCAAGAUGAUUCCAAAAAAAGACAAGGAACCAACAAUUUCUAAGGAAGAAACAAUACCAACAAAGCCUUCUAAGGACAAAGAACCUGCCAAGAAGAGAGAUACUAAGACAGCUGAUGAACCCAAGAAGGCAGUAAAGGUGGAGAAAGCUGUGAAAAAUCAGAUAGUUCCUGUCCUGAAACAGGGACACAUGAACGUUACAAAAACAGAAGCUGAGCUUCUCAAGGGGAAGAAGGCCGAGCCAGCACCUGUUAUCAAAGUAAAACCUAGAGCUGCUGAAAAGAAAAAAGAGGUUCCUGAUGUCCCUGAAGCCAAACCAGAAGCUGCAAAGAAAGUGGCAGCUCCAAAGGAGCGCAAGAAGGAACUAAAGGAGCAAAUCAAAGCUAAACCUGUAAAACCAGACGCUGGACCCAAAAAGGCUGUAAAGAGGAUUAAAGUAGUCAAGAAGGAGGUUGCGUCUGUUCUGAAGGAACAUUUUAAUGUGACAAAAGAAGCUGAUGAACCCAAGAAAGCAGUAAAGGUGGAGAAAGCUGUGAAAAAGCAGAUAGUUCCUCUCCUGAAAAAGGAGCACAUGAAUGUUAUAAAAACAGAAGUUCCUGAAGUUUCUAAGGUGAAAGCCAAAACAGAACAUGCAAAGAAAGUGGCAGUUCACAAGGAGCCAAAGAAGGAACAAAAGGAAAAGAUCGAAGCUAAACCCGCCAAACCAGAAGUUCCAAAGGAAAAGACCAAAGCGGCUCCUGCUAAGAAAGAAGCUGUUGUUCCAAAAGAAAAGGCCAAACCAGUCAUCUUGAAAAAAGAACAAGAGGACACUCCCAAAAAUGUCUCUCUGGUUAAACAGCGAGUCAAAAUAGUGCCUAUGAAAAAAGAAGUCAAGGCACCCAAAGAGAAAGUAAAGGUGGUCUCUGCAAAGACAGCAUCCGAGGAUUCAAAACAGAAGCUUAAACUAGCUCUAACAAAGAGAGAACCUGCUCCACUCAAGACAAAACCAGCCCCUUUUGUCAAAGAAGCAGAAGUACCACAAAAAAAUGUCUCAAUAACAAAGGAGAAGGUGAAGGUUGUGCCACUGAAGAAAGGAGCUGAGGUUCUCAUGGAAAAGAAGGCCAAGCCAGUCACUUUCUCAAAAGCACCUGUUAUCAAAGCAAAACCUAGAUCUGCUGAAAAGAAGAAAGAAGCUGUUGUGAAAGAAAAGGCAAAAGUCUCAAAGAAAGAACCUGAGGCCAAGCCAGUUCUUGCCAAAAAAGCACCUGAGGUUGCAAAGGAGAAGCCUAAGCCAGCUCAUGAGACGAGAGCUCCUUCUAAAACAGAGGCUGAAACAAAGAAGGAAAAGGUCAAAUCCCUUCUAAAGACGAAAGAGCCCAAAGUGCCAGAGGACAAAGUCAAACCAGCUCGUGAAAAAGCAUUGUUGAGGAAAAAGGCCAAACCAGUCCAUGUAAAGAAAGAAGUGGAGACUCCUAAAGAAAAGGACAAACUUGCUGCAGUGAAAAAAGAUGAGAAAAAGGCAGCCAAAGAAGAGAAAGCUAGAGAGGACAGAGUUCUUAAAGAGAUACAGGAGCCAGCAAAGAAAGGAAAACCUGCUGAGAAGAAAGUCGCCAAGGAGAAGAAAAUAAAAGCAGAGCCUUCUGUAUCAGACAGCUUUCAAAUGGAAGAAGAGCUGCCCUACUUCCAGUGUUUCUUUGUGGACGAGGAUGAGGCCCAGUUUCCUUUCUACGCCUUCUCACCGCUACAAAUUUGAAGCUUCAGUCUGAAUCCAGUCUGAGGUUUACAAUUUAGUCAAUUUUACUGAUAAUGACACGGUCACGUCACGCCCUGCACUGCUGAAACACAGCAUGCUGUCCACUGAUGGUCUUCAAGAGAAAACCCUGGACAGCAGAGGAUAAGGGGUGAUUUUAUGUGAUGGACCGACUUUAUUUUACUUCCAGAUUUGGUUGAGCUCUAAUACCAAAUACAUGCAGCUUGUGUCAUUCCUUUCCAUUUUUUUUAUUAUUUUAUUGUUUUGAAAGGUGGAUAUAAUCAAAAUGAUGGAACAAUAUCGUAUAUUACCUCUGUGGAUCAUUCAUUUGGAUCCUCACAGCAACACAUUUUUUAAGAAGGAACAUAAUGUUGUAAACGGACUACAAACAUGGCCACAAUUGCUGAUUCAAGGCGGACGAGGGUUCAGUUCUCACAUUUACUUGAAAAGUGGUUUGUACAGUAAUAGUACUUACAUUUUUAUGCACCGUCAUCUGUGUAAUUUUACAUUUUCCUUCACUGCAUUGUAGUUGGCAAUUUUUCUAAUGCUGAACUUCCUGCUAUUAAAAGCCCUUGAACGAACAAUUGAGCAUUUAUAGUGUUUGUGCAUAAUUCCAUUAUUCUUGCUAUUGUUUCAGUCAUUUAAAGGAAACCUUGUUCCUCACAAAUAUUCCUCUAUCUAAAGAAAAGAAAGUUUUUUUUUCUGUUUCUUUGUACUAUGUCUGUUAUGUGUAAAAAGGAAUGACCACGCACUGUAUAUGAGAGCUCCCAAAAGAACACUACCUUUAAAGUCUUAUAAAUGGCUGACAUGUGCACCAGCUCCUCAUUUUGACAUUGUUGCUAAAAAAAAAGCAUUGCCUGCACUGUCAGAAUGAGGUUUGAGUUCAUAUUUACUUUUUCUACCAUCAAGUAUUAGAUUUAUUCUAAAACUGGACGACAUGUUGGAAAAGUUAUUUUUCCAGCUGCUAACUCUGUUCCGAUUCUUUUACUUAAGGCAUUUGAAUGUGAUGCUACUUGUUUUAGUCAAUGAGAGGGCGAGUAUAAGUCUUUUCUUGCACUGUUAUCAAAGAUGAUUUACAAGUUGGAACAUUAAAAGUAGGGCACAUGUGAUGGAUUUUUUUUUUUGUCAAUCAAAAAGGAUGUGGCUAACAGCGAUUUCUUGAUAGACCAAAAACACAACGUCACUAACUUUGGUCAGUGGCUGUUUGUCUGUGUGCAUAACGUAGAAACAUGAUAUAUUUUAGCAACCUUUUGAACAGGUUCUUAACAUAUAUACCAUGAUAUUGAUGCAUUACCUCUUUUAUUUUAUUACAUCUUAUCAACUAUAUAUACAAAAAAGUUACCGGAUUCAUACAGAUUAUGAAUAUCCUGUGCAUGUGAUGUACAGUGUGGAUUACAUGAUUUCAGAUUGAUUUUUAAGUCACGUAUUUGAAAUCUGAUAGAAGAAUGAUAGAAGAUAAUGACAAGUGAGCUGCACGAAUCAGCUUGUCUAAUUUGACAACUUGAAUGUGGUUGUUAACAUGAUCAUGUCAAAGUUAUUU